AUGGUGAAGGUUUGGCUUGCUGAAUCUGGAGCUGUCUGUACACCGCGUUCGUUUUGUUUGGAGAAGUAUGUGAAGGAAAUAUUGGAUGAAUUCGUGAAUGAUCCAGUAAAGCGCUUAAAAUGCUGUUUGGUAUUUCUUGGAGAAGUGUUGGCAGAAGACAUUAGACUAAGCGAUGUAAAGAACAUGGAAGAUAAGUACACACUACAUAUUAUGGUCCGUUCCACUUCAGAUCCCAUGCCAAAGUUACAGCUGGAUAACAAAAAAUUGCAGGAAUGUCGAGAGAAAUUUCAGUUCCUAAGAGCUUCUAAACGCAAUCGCGAAAAGAUAAUUGACGAGAUGAACAGAGACGAUUUCAUGGGAGCUCUGCUAAAAGAAUUUCCGCUUUUGAAGAAGGAUCGAAUGGCACUAAUAGUGGCCAAAGAUUUCAUUCUCUCAGGUGCCAUGAUUAUGGGAAAGCAGAACAUGGAGGAAAUCUUUCUUCACGAUCAUCCGAUAUUAGUAGAUGUAAUACAUCAUUGGUUGCGUGGCAUUAAUGUACCACCCAGGAUGUCCCAUUCUGGCUCAAGCGCUUCGUUAUCAGACAAUCCAACACCAGCUUCUGGACAUAGUGGUUAUGCACCCAUCGUAACUCCACAAAUGUUGCAAGAGGCAGUUGCGCAAGCAAUGAGAAAUGUAGGAGGAAGUAGAAUCAGUCAAGGACUUUCAUCAUCCUCUACGUCAUCGUCUCGAAAUUCGCAUCAUUUUCCUGGUACACUUUCAGCAUCUGGCUCUACACAGUACACUUCACAAAUGGCGCAACUGGCUGAUUUUGGCUUCACAAACACCGAAGAAAAUAGGCGGAUUCUUGAGGAAACUGGUGGGAAUGUUGAACAAGCGCUAGAAUUAUUGAUUGCUUUACGGGAAUCAGUUAUGGAUCUGGGCGAUACGUCAGACAGUUGA
Molecule: messenger RNA, 939 nt
Organism: Loa loa (African eye worm)
Lineage: Eukaryota; Metazoa; Nematoda; Chromadorea; Rhabditida; Onchocercidae
Exons: 5
Coding region: 1-939 (312 amino acids)
Molecular function (GO): protein binding
Source: RefSeq, a predicted model, not a curated record